This is a messenger RNA of Aphidius gifuensis, 975 nucleotides long. RefSeq lists its product as uncharacterized. The transcript has 6 exons. Lineage: Eukaryota; Metazoa; Arthropoda; Insecta; Hymenoptera; Braconidae. The coding region runs from base 1 to 975 and encodes 324 amino acids. The record is from RefSeq and is a predicted model, not a curated record.
AUGCACAUGGAAACACAUAUCUACAAUGAAAAUGUUCAGCCAUUAUCAAUUAAUAAUACAACUGUUACCGGAUUUAUAAAAACAGCUUUCAUGAAGAUGGAUACUGAUAAUUCUUCCUAUGGAAUGGGAAUAAUAACUGAUGGUCGUUAUAAAUUAUGUGUUCAUAUUGUAAACUAUGUACAUACUGAAGAAUUGACAGUUCGAGGACAAAAAGUAAAAGUUAAAGGAUUCAUGAACAAGUCAGAAGUUGCAGUUGGCGCUAGCACUUUUAAGGUAGAAGGAAUGUCUGAUAUCGAAAUAUGUGAAGGUGAAUUAAUGCCAAUGUUGCAACUCAAAGCUGCUAAUAGAUUCUACAGGUUUUUUGAAUAUCAAAGUUCAAUUACCAGAACGAUUAUUAAAAUGAUGAGAUCCACAUCAGAUGAUAUAAUACAAAUUUGUUCAAAUAAGAUACAUGCAAAACGACAUGAAAUCUUCGAUUUUAACCUACUAACAUCUACUGUUACUCAUAAAGAUGAAAGUGGUCGAAAGAUGACGAAAAAUGGGCUAAUGAGAUUAAUAAAAAAUGAAUUCACAAAUUUUCAAUGUACCGAACAUUAUAAUCAUGAAUCAGGUUCAGAAACUAUUGAAUAUGAACAAGAUUUUACUGGAUGUUCUAAACAUGAAUUGAAGAAAUUGAAAAAAAAAAUAAAAGAGAGUAUGACAAAUGAUUUAGUUUGUAUGGUAUGUUCCAAAGGUUAUUUUGCAAUAAUACGUGAUGAAUUUUCAAAUGCCAUUCGAUGUUCAUUUUGUCACAUAUGCUUACCAAAUAGUGUUGAUCUUGAAGAGGUAGGGAACAGAAUCAAAAACAUUCAAAAAGAACAUUUACAAGAAUGCAAUGCUGGUUAUCUAAUACCAGUAACCGUUUAUCAAUAUGUUUUAAAAUUGUUGUUCGUCUGUCAACCAUGUUCAUCUUCUAUUUCAAUUGAAAUAUAUUAA